AUGCAGGAAGAAAGGUCUGACGAUGUUUCUCAGAUUACAAAUUAUGUGGACCUAUGGCCUAUAUCAGCAAAAUUGAUAGAGCUGCAUGCCACUGGGGAAUUUGUAAAGGGGAUUACGCAGGAAAUGGUGGAGGACAUUCGAAUGAAGUAUGCAGUUGACAUCUACGAGGAGUUUGUAGAGCCACUGAGCAGUUGA
Molecule: messenger RNA, 195 nt
Organism: Arabis nemorensis
Lineage: Eukaryota; Viridiplantae; Streptophyta; Magnoliopsida; Brassicales; Brassicaceae
Source: the annotation of a GenBank genome assembly